CUUCACGGAGGAAUAUUCUCCGUCAGUGCAUAAUUUUGCCCAUUUAAGAUCUUUUUCUUAUCUACUCCACAUAAUCUAAGCUGAUAAUAAUAAUUUAAUCUAAAGCUUGACUUUAUUAUUAGCAUUGCACUUAAAACUGAAGUAAAUACAAUAAUUUCUCUUGAAUUUUCUAAAAAAGUUAUAUACACUUUAGAGAAGUACUUUUGACCUAUUUACAAAUGGAGAAUCUUCCAUCAACUUACGUAGAAGGCUUCCAUGAUUUAGAAGCUGUGAAAGCAAUGAAAUACAAUACAUUAGGAAAAACUGGAUUACUUGUUAGUGAAUUAUCUUACGGAGGGGGGCCUCUUGGCUUUCAUUAUGGUUUAUACGAUGAAAAUGAAGCUAUCGAAGCCAUUAAGCAAGCUCUUCGAUGUGGCAUCAAUUAUAUAGAUACUGCACCCUGGUAUGGUCAAGGUCGUUCAGAAACAGUUAUUGGAAAGGCGCUGAAAGACAUUCCACGACAAGCUUAUUAUUUAGCUACUAAAGUUGGACGAUAUGAAUUAAAUUAUGAAAAAAUGUUUGAUUUUUCUGUCGAUAAAACACGAAAAAGCUUUAAAAACAGUCUAGAACGUCUUCAAGUAGACUACGUCGAUGUCAUUCAGGUUCAUGAUAUAGAAUUUGCACCUUCAUUAAACAUUAUUAUCACACAAACUCUUCCGGAGCUAUCAAGAAUAGUGGCUCAAGGAAAAGCAAAAUUUAUAGGAAUCACUGGAUAUCCGAUUUCUACACUUAAAGAAUGCAUUCAAAAGAGCAAUAUCAAUAUUUCUUGUGUAUUAACGUACUCGAGAUUUACUUUGAUAGAUAAUACUCUACAUGAAUAUUUGCCAUUUUUCAAGAAACUAAAUAUUGGAGUAAUAAAUGGUGCUGCUUUAGCAAUGGGACUAUUUACCAAUCAAGGUCCACCUGAGUGGCAUCCUGCUGAUGAUGAAGUCAAAAAUGUAUGUCAAAAUGCAGUAAAGUACUGUAAUGAUCGCAAUGUGGAUAUUGCUCGACUUGCUAUUUGGUACUCUAUUCAGUUUGGAAAUGUGGACACACAUCUUAUAGGAAUACAGGAUUUAAAGCAGUUAAAAACAAACAUUAGCCUAAUUAUAGAUGGAAUUACAACAGAAGAAAAAGAAAAUCUAAGUGAGAUUCAAGAAAAAUAUUUAAAAACUAUCAAAGGAUCUCAUUGGGAAACCAAAGAAAUUAUGGCUUACCAGGCACAAAUUGAGAAUACAAGUAAAUAAAAAACUAUAUAAGAGUCUUUUUUUAUAUAAAUUAAUAUUUUCUCGUGUAAAAAUGCACUGGACAAUCAUAGAAUAUUAAGCAAUUUGUAAAUAAUGUGAAAUUUAUUUUAUGAAUAA
This is a messenger RNA of Chelonus insularis, 1382 nucleotides long. Its product is annotated as L-galactose dehydrogenase-like. The coding region runs from base 219 to 1265 and encodes 348 amino acids. Gene Ontology annotation, molecular function: L-galactose dehydrogenase activity. The record is from RefSeq and is a predicted model, not a curated record. The transcript has 7 exons. NCBI's taxonomy places the organism in Eukaryota, Metazoa, Arthropoda, Insecta, Hymenoptera, Braconidae. Gene Ontology annotation, cellular component: cytosol.